GCGAGCGAUACCAAGUCUCACUCACGAGACAUACUAUCUACUAGCACUCAGUUGAUCCACAACCGCCUGUGAGAACAUUUGCGAGGUGUCGUCCGGUGUAGAUUACCUCGAAAUUUGGCUGAUUGGCAGCGCUAUGGUUCACAUUCGACCGCUAUCGAGCUCGCUCAGUAAAAAGGCUCAAAAUGAACUGAAUGAGGUACCGGAACGAAUUCACGAAGAUCUGAAAAUUCUCCGCCAAUGGAUUGCCCAAAGCCCCCAUCUGCGACCGCGUGUUGACGAUCAAUUUCUAGUGGCUUUUCUUCGAGGGUGUAAAUAUAGUUUGGAGCGAACCAAAGCAAAACUGGAUUUGUAUUACACAGUUCGGACAGUGUGCCCUGAAUUGAUCAGAACGCGAGAUCCGGAAAACGUGAGAACAAGGGCAAUCAUUCGCCUUGGUGUUGGGUUGCCUCUGCCACACACGGCAACCCCCGAUUCGCCAAGAAUCGUUCUAGUUCGACCAGCUGCCUAUAAUACAUCCCAGUUUAGUAUAGAGGAGGUGAUUCGAGUGAGCACCAUGACCCACGACAUAAUGCUGAUUGAGGAUGACAACUUCGUGAUUGCCGGACAGAUUGGCAUCUUGGAUCUUGCGAAUGUUACAGUGGAUCACUUUCUCCAGUUCUCUCCUACAUUCGUAAAGAAAAUGACUAUGAUGAGUCAGGAAGCGUCCCCUUUGAGGCAAAAAGGAUUUCACUAUAUCAACACUCCGUGUGGGUUCGAGGUGGUCUUCAAUAUGUUCAAAGGUUUUAUGUCUGAGAAAAACCAGUCAAGACUCUAUGUCCACGGGCAAGAUCUUGAAUCGUUUUACCGACACGUACCGAGGAGACUACUUCCGGCAGAGUACGGAGGAGAUGCCGGUCCACUGCAAGAUCUUAUUUUCAAUUGGGAGAAGAAACUUGUUUCGUACCGGGACUACUUCCUGCAGGAAGAUCAAUAUGGAACUGAUGAGAAGAAACGACUUGGACAACCGAAGAACGCCGCAAAUUUGUUUGGCGUCGAAGGAUCAUGUGGGGUAGUGCAACUGGACUGAGUCAUCUCUAAUCGAUUAAAUGUAUUAUACAAAUUUGAUAUUCAAAUGAAUCCUGCUGACUGCCUUUUGCUCUGUUUUUCUCCAAACUGAUCAGCAAUAAUCAACUCACAGCUAUGGGAGGGUUUUUGUUCACAC
Molecule: messenger RNA, 1201 nt
Organism: Armigeres subalbatus
Lineage: Eukaryota; Metazoa; Arthropoda; Insecta; Diptera; Culicidae
Product: alpha-tocopherol transfer protein-like
Exons: 4
Coding region: 134-1066 (310 amino acids)
Cellular component (GO): membrane
Molecular function (GO): phosphatidylinositol bisphosphate binding
Source: RefSeq, a predicted model, not a curated record